This is a messenger RNA of Zingiber officinale, 1044 nucleotides long. RefSeq names its product dCTP pyrophosphatase 1-like. The coding region runs from base 94 to 540 and encodes 148 amino acids. The record is from RefSeq and is a predicted model, not a curated record. Lineage: Eukaryota; Viridiplantae; Streptophyta; Magnoliopsida; Zingiberales; Zingiberaceae. The transcript has 2 exons. Gene Ontology annotation, molecular function: nucleoside triphosphate diphosphatase activity. Gene Ontology annotation, biological process: nucleoside triphosphate catabolic process.
UUUACUAACUUCGUCCUCGCUCAGUCGCCCUCCUUGAACCCUAGAAAAGCACCCGAGGAGAGGGGGAAUAUUGCAGAAACCAACAAGCGAUCGAUGUCUCUGUCUUCCUCUCGGGCGAUGGCAGGAACGGAGGCUGUGACCCUGGAGAGCUUGAGGAAGAAAAUGGCAGAUUUUGCAAGGGAGAGAGACUGGGAGCAAUUCCACAGCCCCAGAAACCUCCUCCUUGCCAUGGUAGGAGAGGUCGGGGAGCUGUCGGAGAUCUUCCAGUGGAAAGGUGAGGUGGCCAAGGGGCUACCGGACUGGGGCGAGGAUGAGAAGCAGCACCUGGGGGAGGAGCUCUCUGAUGUGCUGCUCUACCUCGUGAGGCUCUCAGACAUGUGUGGGGUGGACCUGGGGAAGGCUGCCCUCAGGAAGCUGGAUCUCAAUGCCGCCAAGUACCCUGUCCACCUCUGCAAGGGCUCCUCCGGGAAGCACACCGACAAUCCUUCCGAUGCAAACGAGAAUCCCAAAAGUGGUGGAGGAGCCACAGAGGGGCUCUGAAACACCACCUAGGGUUCUAGGCUUACUGUAGUUUUCGUGUGGUUGGUACUGUUUCUUGUUCUUGCAUUGCAUGGGCACCAUCUGGGUUGGUGGUGCAGCCAUGGCGUACUGCGAAGGCUAAUAGAUAAAACAUAAUGUCGUCACUGUUACUUAUCUUUUAUGCUGCUAAAUGCUUCAGAGAUGAAGCCUUUUGUCAUGAUGUCUAGGUUUCUCUUGGAGGAGUUCGUAGUUGAUGUACACUAAAUUCUGCCAUCAUAAUUGGGGGCCUGCAAAAGUAGGACUGGUCAGAGAAAUAGAGGGAUCUAAUCGGGGACACUAUUCAGAGGCUUCUUGCUGCUAUUUGGUACUACUAAUGCUGAAGGACUCCUUUUUGUAGGCAGUCCAAUUAAUUUCUUUUGGCACUUGAUGACUGUUCUUUUUCUGCAUUUGUAAGUUGCUUCUGUGGUAGAAAGGCCCUUUGUCUGGUGGUUGUCUGAUCCAAAGUCCAAAGAGAGUUUGCAUGGU